GUGCGGAACGAGUGAACGCGAAAUUUCCAAGUUCUGUCGUCGAUAUGGGAGCAAUUGAAAAGGCAGAGAGGAAGGAGACCUCGUCGCUCCUCCUCCUAUCCAUCUGCGUCCUUGGGAUCUAUGGAUCAUUCCUUACCUGGGGCGUUCUCCAAGAACGGAUCUCCACGACUCCAUACCCACCAGACUCCGCAAUCUUCCGCUCCUCCCUCAUCCUCAACACCGCUCAAUCCGCCUGCGCAGCUUUCUUCGCCUACCUCUACCUCCUCCUCCGACCACCACCCACCUCCACCUGGCGCGUCUUCGCAAGCAAGAAGUUGACAUGGAACUACGCCCUCGUCGCGCUCUGUUCCUCUCUCGCGAGUCCAUUCGGUUACGCGAGUUUGAAGCAUAUCGACUACCCCACCCUCAUCCUCGGUAAAUCCUGUAAGUUGUUGCCCGUUAUGGCGCUGCAUCUCACCCUCUACCGCCGCCGCUUCCCACUUCACAAAUACCUCGUCGUGGCACUCGUCACCUCCGGUGUCCUCGCCUUCACCCACUUCUCCCCUACGCGCUCCGCCGGCAAGGGUGCGUCAUCGUCCUCUACAUAUGGUCUCGGUCUAUUGGCCGUCAACUUACUCUUGGACGGCCUCACCAAUUCUACUCAAGACCAUAUCUUCCGCGAAAACAGGGGCUUAACAGGCGCGCAAAUGAUGUGCGGCAUGAACACCUUCUCAACCCUCCUGACCCUCACCUACCUCACCCUCACGCACCUCACACACCCAUACCUCCCUCUCCUCACCUCCCACUUCCCCAUCCUCACUCCCUACCUCUCCUCAUCUCCCGGAUCCCCUUCCCCACUGGAAAUCGGCGUGGACUUCAUCCGUAGCCACCCAACAAUCAUCAAAGACCUCGCCCUCUUCUCCCUCUGUGGCGCAAUCGGCCAACUCUUCAUCUUCUACACCCUCUCCACCUUCGGCUCCCUCGUCCUCGUCACCGUCACCCUAACCCGCAAGAUGCUCACCAUGUUGCUCUCCGUAGUCUACUUCGGACAUUCGUUGAGUACGGGACAAUGGGGUGGUGUCGCGCUCGUGUUUGGGGGUGUCGGACUCGAGGCUUUCGUCAAGAAAAUCGAAGGGCGCAAGUCACUAUCGAACACUCCCGGUGCGAAGGUUGAGAAGCCGAAAACUGUGUUUGACGAUGCAACCCCCAAUGGCAGCGGAGUCAGCACCCCGACUAACACUACAAGCUCCGGAAGUACGAGCAGCGGUGACGAGAAUGAGGGACAAGUCAAGAAGAGGUCCUUGCGGAGUCGUGCUUCGUUGGCACCGCCGGAGACGCCGGGUCGGACGUUGAGGAGUGGCAGGACUGUGCCUAUUGUUGAAGGAAGUCAGAGUCCGCGGAAGAGGAGUUUGAGGAGUGCGAGUCCGCUGAAUUAGGAGAAUGGACGCGUUUGAAGGACAAGGGAUCGGGGUUGCCGUAGCUUAGUUUGGUGAGGACAAAAUGAUCUUGGUGUCAAAAUUGCAAUGUUGACUUUGAAGAAUGAUACCAGAAC
This is a messenger RNA of Saitoella complicata NRRL Y-17804, 1531 nucleotides long. Its product is annotated as UAA-domain-containing protein. Gene Ontology annotation, molecular function: UDP-galactose transmembrane transporter activity; UDP-glucose transmembrane transporter activity. NCBI's taxonomy places the organism in Eukaryota, Fungi, Ascomycota, Saitoellomycetes, Saitoellales, Saitoellaceae. The record is from RefSeq and is a predicted model, not a curated record. The transcript is spliced from 2 exons. Bases 45 to 1415 code for a protein of 456 amino acids. Gene Ontology annotation, cellular component: Golgi membrane; endoplasmic reticulum membrane. Gene Ontology annotation, biological process: UDP-galactose transmembrane transport.